Molecule: messenger RNA, 663 nt
Organism: Oikopleura dioica
Lineage: Eukaryota; Metazoa; Chordata; Appendicularia; Copelata; Oikopleuridae
Source: the annotation of a GenBank genome assembly
AUGAGACUGUUUUAUUAUGAAGAAUACGCAUUAGAUAACGAAUACGGCGACGUUGCCGAUUUUAGCGAUGACUUCAUGAUAGACGACCUAGAUGAAGACCAGGAAUAUGAAGAUUAUGAAGAAUACGAGGACGAUGAAAUUACCGACUACGACUUUAUCGACGAUACCGAGUUCAUCGAAGACGAAGACGAGAAUGCUUAUGAAGAUGAAGAUUAUGAUGAUGAUUAUGAAGAUGGAAUUUCUGAUUACCCUGACUGGAUUAUCGAUUAUGAUGAACUCCAAGAUUCUAUUGCCGAGGAACAAAAUCGAGAAAACAUCAAAGCGCUGUUACAAAACGAGCUUGAACAAGAAUCAGACUACUAUCAAGUCUACGAUGAUGUUGAUGACUAUGACGACUACGACUACGACGAGCAAAUUUAUGACUACAUCGGUGAUGACGACGAAUCAAAAGCGCUCGAUGAUAUCCUUGGAAAGCUUGAAAAAUUCCAGAAGGCUCAUCAAACAAUGUACAUCAUUAGCGUUGGCGUGAUUCUGAUCGUUCUCAUUUGGCUCUUUUACUGGAAGUGUCGCGCCAAAGGAAAAUCCGCAAAGACAGAAAUUCCCGGAGCAUCCCAAGGAAGAGCUGACAAACGCCGCUUGUAUGGAGUGACCAUCAAGAAAUAA